Messenger RNA from Papilio machaon (common yellow swallowtail), 1984 nucleotides. It is a transcript of the gene Cnx99A, whose product is annotated as calnexin. Lineage: Eukaryota; Metazoa; Arthropoda; Insecta; Lepidoptera; Papilionidae. The transcript is spliced from 14 exons. The record is from RefSeq and is a predicted model, not a curated record. Gene Ontology annotation, cellular component: endoplasmic reticulum; endoplasmic reticulum membrane. Gene Ontology annotation, biological process: protein folding. The coding region runs from base 141 to 1922 and encodes 593 amino acids. Gene Ontology annotation, molecular function: calcium ion binding.
GGACCGGAAUAAAACACAUUUCGCUUUUCAACUUCAGUUUUCAGUCAGUUUUCGCUUGUCAUCGUCUUCGGCUUUUCAUUUCAGACAUAACAAAUAUAUUUAUGAAUUAAUAGCAAUCUUACCAAUAAUUAUAGAGCACGAUGGCUCUAUUUAAUCGAAAAGUGUAUAUAUGUGGAUUGCUGGUGUUAUUUGGCAGCGCGAUCGUAAGAUCUGAGGCCGACAGUGAUGAUGAAGGUGUAACGGUUGAGCUAUCUAACUAUGGCAAUCAGAUAAGAACCGUUGAAGAAACCGAACAAUACCACAGUCCAAAUAUAAACUCAAAGAAUGUAUAUUUAUCUGAACACUUUGAUGAUGAGGUUGCAUUCAAGAAAAAGUGGAUCAAAUCAGAAGCUAAGAAACUAGGGGUCGAUGAGAACAUUGCAAAGUAUGAUGGGAAGUGGGAGAUUCAAGCACCCUCAAGACGUAUCCUGAAAGAUGAUCUGGGAUUAGUUUUGACUACGGAAGCGAAGCAUGCUGCCAUCUCUGCUCUGUUGGACAAACCUUUUGAAUUCAAAGAUAAACCUCUGAUUGUACAGUAUGAAGUUACAAUGCAGGAGGGUCAAAACUGUGGGGGUGCGUACAUAAAGUUACUCUCCCGUGGCACCAACACCAAAGCCGACCUACGGAAGUUCCACGACCAGACGCCCUACACUAUCAUGUUUGGUCCAGACAAGUGCGGCAACGAUAACAAAUUGCACUUCAUCUUCAGACACCAGAAUCCGAAGAAUGGCACCAUUGAGGAAAAGCACAGCAAGAAACCUAGUCAACGUCUGGAUGACAUCUACAAGGACAAGGAGCCUCAUCUGUACACGUUGAUAGUGCGUCCAGAUAAUACGUACAGUGUGCUCGUGGACGAGAAGGAGGUGAACGCGGGCUCCCUGCUAGAGGACUUCACCCCCCCUGUCAACCCCCCAGAGGAGAUCGACGACCCAAAUGACACCAAGCCUCAAGACUGGGACGAGAGGGAGAAGAUCGUAGAUCCGAGCGCGACGAAGCCCGAGGAUUGGGAUGAGGAGGCGCCAGCGCAGAUCGUGGACCCGAAUGCUGUAAAACCUGACGGUUGGCUGGACGACGCUCCCGAGAUGAUACCUGAUCCGGAAGCAAAGAAGCCUUCAGAUUGGGAUGAGGAGAUGGACGGAGAGUGGGAGGCACCGCUGGUGGACAACCCCGCCUGCGCCGCCGCCCCCGGCUGCGGACCCUGGAGCCCCCCACUCAUACCCAACCCCAACUAUAAGGGUGUGUGGCGCGCACCCCUCAUCCCCAACCCCAACUAUCGCGGUAAAUGGAGCCCCCGCCGCAUCCCCAACCCCCACUACUUCUACGACGAAAAUCCCUUCAAGAUGACGCCCAUUCAUGCGGUUGGUUUCGAACUGUGGUCCAUGUCUCCGAUGCUGCUCUUCGACAACUUGAUCAUCAGCGAUGAUAUGGAAGCUGUGACAGAUUGGACUCAGCAGACUUACUCUCUCAAACGUGCUAAGAUCUCCAGUGAAUCUGAGAGUAUGAUGGAGCGGGGACUGCGGUGGGCGGGCGAGAGGCCCUGGUUCUCUGCGGCCGCGGCGCUCCUCGCCUUCGCGGUGCUCGCCGCACUCUGCUACCUCUGCUGCGGACCUUCAGCCACAUCUGAGCCAGACGUAGAGUACAAGAAGACUGACGCGAUGAUGGAGGACGACCCGCACGAGGCGGAGGGCGAGGGCGAGGCGCGGGCAGAGGCUGCGGCCGCGCCCCGGGGCAAGGCGGACCUUGAGGGACCCGCCACGCCCCCCGCCACGCCCCCAGCCACGCCCCCACACUCCGACCACGAGACUGACCAGCCAGAGAAGGCUGGCGUGGACACGGAGGGCGCGGGCGACGGUCACAGGAAGCGCAAACCGCGCAAGGAGUAAUCCUAAAACAUUUAUAUCCUAAUUUAUUGAGUACCAACUGAUUGGGUACAAAUUCAUGUUUC